Messenger RNA from Medioppia subpectinata, 1229 nucleotides. The record is from the annotation of a GenBank genome assembly. NCBI's taxonomy places the organism in Eukaryota, Metazoa, Arthropoda, Arachnida, Sarcoptiformes, Oppiidae.
GAGAGUUUGAGUUGUGUUUUGAGCUCUGAGUUCACGUAGAGUUCGCGUCAACACUAUAUAUACAGUGACUGCAACUCUCCUCUCCCUUACAGUCAAACCAACUCUGCUUUCAAUCACACGAUUCACACGACUCUCAAACAACUCAACACAACUUCCAUACAAAUCCCGAUUGAAAUCCAGUUGUCAUUCAAUCCAUUGAAUCCAUUGCUUUCGUUGAACACAAACUCAAGCGAAGCCAAGAAUGAGUGAAACACAGACAGCGGCCACACCUGCGAAGGCUGAGGCCAAGACCGCCGCCAAGAAGAAGACGACCAAAGCCUCGUCGGCCAAGAAGGCGAAGGCGCCCUCAAACCACCCCAAGUAUGUCGAUAUGGCUAUCAGUGCUAUCAAAGCACUCAAAGAGCGCAACGGAUCCUCCAGACAAGCCGUCCACAAGUAUAUUUUGGGACACUUUAAUGUGGGAACUGAUGUGAAAGCCGUGAACUCUCACCUGAAGCAGGCGUUGAAGAGAGGAGUGGCCGGCGGUCAGCUGAAGCACGUGAAGGGUCAGGGGGCCAGCGGUUCCUUCAAACUGGCCGACAGCGCGGCCGCAGCCAAGAAACCCGUCGCUAAGAAAGCAAAGGCAGCGCCAAAACCAAAGGGAGAGAAGAAAGCAAAGAAGGCUAACCCCUCACCCAAGAAGAAGGCUUCGCCUAAGAAAGCGGCCAAACCUAAGAAGGCGGCCGCCAAGAAGGCAGCGGCUCCGGCAGCCGCUGUGGCCGCAGCCCCGGCCGCCGCACCCGCGAAGGCGGCGCCCACUCCUAAGAAGGAGAAGAAGGCUAAGAAACAAAAGACUCCAUCGAAGCCCAAACCGAAGGCCGCGAAGAAGUCUCCGGCGAAGAAGAAGGCGUCGACACCUAAGAAGAAGGCGGCGCCCAAGAAGAAGGCCAAGUAAAGCAAUGCCACACAUUCUCAGCGCUUGUUAUCGUUUGUCUCCUCCGCCACUGAUUCCCAAAAUUGAUGCAUUGAUUCAUCCAUUCAUUGAUCCAUUCAUUCAUACAUUGAUUCAUCCAUACAUUGAAACAUCCAUUGAUUCAUUGGUCAUUCACUCAUCCAUUCAUCUCGUCAUCACAUCAUCACAACCUUACCAUCACUUCAUCCAUAUAUUCAUUGAUAUGUUCGACCGGUUGUCACAAUAUAUAUAAAUAUAUAUAAACAUACGUUUGGAUUCUCAUUAAACAUUCAUUUCU